UUAACACACGCACCAGAUGUUGCUCAGGUGAUGUGGGCACUCUGGCCAGUGAUACAAAAAUUGGAUAUUUUGUUUUGUCGUCUGCUUGGGGGGAAAAUCGAUUUUUGUCAGUUGUAUUGAGCACACAAGCAUAGAUUAGCAAUAAACAUAUUUAAUAUGUUGUGUUUAUUGGAUAUGUGUUAGACUAUGUUGUUUUAAGGUUUUUCCUAUGAGUUACCUGGCUGGGAAAAUACGCCAAAUAUCGACGUCACAUUUUUCUGUGCGCUAGACGGUACAUCGCUAGCGGGAGGAAAAGUUUAGUUUGUACCAUUGUAGACAAAUGUUAACGAUUUCAGUCAAAUAUUAGCUAUUUCAGUCAAGUGUUAGCUAUUUCAGUCAAAUGUUAACAAUUUCAGUCAAGUGUUAACAAGUCAAAUGUCAGCUAUUUCAGUCAAAUGUUAACAAUUUCAGUCAAGUGUUAGCAAGUCAAAUGUUAAAUAUUUCAGUCAAAUGUUAACUAUUUCAACCAAAUUCUAACAUUUUCAUCAAUGCUUUAAAAAAUACUUAAUAUAUUGAUUUUGAAAGUAUUUAUCUAGUCCGAGUUAUACAAAAUAAAUAGGAUAAAAAUUAGUUUAAAACCAAAUGAAAAAAAAAUUAGUUAAAAUAAACUUUCACUUGUUAUAGAAAAAUAAAUUCACUGGAGUUCGACUUCUAAGUUUCAGAUUUAAUCAAUCUAGGUUAAUUAAUUAAAUGGAGUACGCGGACACCGUGCCUACCAUAUCAGGAAGUGACGUCAUCAUGGCUUACGGUGACCACCAGGUGGAGUUCGAGGAGGAGCCGCGGCGCUGCAGUUGGUGCACGUGCUUCUGCUUCAGCCGUUACACGCUCUUCGUCAUCAACUUCCUGGUCUGGGCUGCCGGUGUGACCAUGGUCGGACUAGGGGCCUGGGCAAUCGUCAACAGCUCCGGCCUUGACCUUUUUGAGGCGCUGCUGAAAGAACCCAGUUGGCUGAUGAUCGCUACUGGCAUCGUGAUGAUCAUCGUGGGCGUGGUCGGGUGUGCCGGGGCGUUACGGUUGAACAUCAUCUGUCUGAGGGUGUUCAUGGUGUUUGUGAUCGUGGUGUUCGUCCUACAACUGGUGUUGGCUGGGGUGGUGUUCUUCAUGAUGGACGACAUCCAGGGCAACAUGCUGUACAUCGUCAAGGUGGCCGUCACCAAAUACGAGAGGGACCAGAACAUUGCCAGGGACGCGUCUAUAGACUAUCUUCAGCAGCAGUUCCAGUGCUGCGGCGGCUCCAGCUACUCCGACUGGGACGCCAACCGCUACUACAACUGCAGCAACGUGUUGACCAGUUCCCGCUGCGGCGUGCCCAGCUCCUGCUGCAUCGACAACCGGAUGGAGGACUGCGGCUUCCAGAUCCGUGGAUCAUCGGUAGAAGAUAUCAAAGCUUACAUCUAUACUGAAGGCUGUAUUGUGACGUUAAUGAAAAUAUUCAGGAACAAUGUCACCAUUGUAGCUGCUCUGGCAUUCAGCGUCUGUGGAAUAGAGAUCCUCUGUUUGAUCCUGGCCAACAUUACCAGCCGUUACAUCAUCGUCCAUCGGAAACAAUUUAGCUGAGUCAGCAUCAACAAUUCUUGAUCCUGGCCAACAUUACCAGCCGUUACAUAAUCGUCCAUCGGAAACAAUUUAGCUAAGUCAGCAUCAACAAUUUUUGAUCCUGGCCAACAUUACCAGCCGUUACAUAAUCGUCCAUCGGAAACAAUUUAGCUGAGUCAGCAUUAAAUACUGAACUUGUCAUUAACAUCUCAGCCUAACAAAAACAGCUAAUUCAGUGGGACAUAGCUGUAAACUAUGAUCAAUUUAAAACCACACCACCAGCGUAGCUGUAACAUAUCUAUUACUUAUAUCUCUUAAACGAGGAACUUGCUUUGUAUUAUACAAAUAUUUAUUAUUUAGUUGAUGUAAUUAUAAUUAAUAUACAUUUUUGUAUGCUUAUAAACAACAAGAUUAGGUUGUAUAAAAAAACACAGCUUUGGUUGGACUUGACUUAAAAUAAAAAGCAACAACAUAAGACGUUGAUAAAAUUAUAGUUUACAUGUAAUUUAAUUGAAAUAGUAUACAAUUGUGUCUUGGCUAUUUCAAGGUGUGUUUCAAAUAUUUAACGGGUGAAGUGAAUGAUUAAUUGAACUUCAUCCUGAAGUGAAUGUUGUAUUGUAAAAAUCAAAAUAUUGUAACACAACUCGUAGUGCAGACGUUGUACACACUAAUGAUAUGGGCUCUGUUGUCUACUAAACUGUGUAUCACGCCACGUUGUAAAUGUAUAUAUAAAUAUUUAUUAAGCUUUUAUCUGUAGAUAUAGAAAUUGUGUGCUAUAAACACACCAUUAGUCACCAAUGAAAGGUUUUGUUACUGAUACAACUUAUGGAGUAGACACCAAAGUCUAAUAUUUAUAUACAUAAUUGUUCGAAAAGUAUUCUUGAAACUAAUAAUAAUUCUAUUGUAUUAUUUAUAUGUAGCUUUUAGUUGUAUGUAUUAAACAGUCAUAUGUUUUUUUUGUUUACUACAUUUUAUUUACUUUAUUUUCAAACAUUAACAUGUAUAUUACUAAAUACAACAAAUAUAAAUUUCAAUAGGCAAUCAAGAUCUACAUAUGUGUAAAGUUUGUAUCAAAUAAAAAUCGUCACAAAAACUGACUACAAAAUUUAGCCUCAACUCUAGACUCAUCCCUAACGCUAACCUUAACCUUUAGUUUAGGAACUGUUACUAAAUAUUGUUGAAACAUCUAAAGAGAGUUUUAUUUUUUUUACUUUCAUUGAAUUUAUAAGUUUGUUAUCACCGGUAGUAUUUUUAAUACAAAUGUUAUUGUAUCGUUAUUCUGUUCGAUUAGAGAAACGAGUUACCAGUUUGUAGUGCUAAUAAAACGCCACCUACAAACUACAUGUCACUAAGAGAAAUAAGUUCACACGAUAGGAAUUAUAGUGUCGGUUGUUUUUAUUACUUUUAUCAAUCAUGUACAAUUUAAAUAAAUCACAUUUUAUUUCAAAUGUAUUUACAAAUCAAAUUUAUAUAUAUCGUCCCUUGAAAUAACUAUUCACAAAUUUGAAUUUAGUCUGGAAAAUAAAAGUAAAAUAAAUGACAUCAGCAGAUCAUGUGACAACAAAUAUAAAUAGCAUUUUUAUCAGGGGCAGGUAAUUCACUGUACUGAAACAAUUAGCCAGCGUUAAAAAAUUUCUGAAAUUUUUGCAUAAAAAAUAAUUAUUACAACUCUAAAGCAGCGAGUCAUAGCAUUCCUCGCUCACUACAAAUCAUAUUGCACAAUAAAUGAAAACGUUAAACCAUCUUCGAACCUUUUCGAAUUUAAUAACACGUCCACUAUCCAUACGAACAGACUUGCUU
This is a messenger RNA of Physella acuta, 3375 nucleotides long. Its product is annotated as tetraspanin-5. Gene Ontology annotation, cellular component: plasma membrane. The record is from RefSeq and is a predicted model, not a curated record. NCBI's taxonomy places the organism in Eukaryota, Metazoa, Mollusca, Gastropoda, Physidae.